AUGAUUACUGUGAAAAAGGAUUCCGAGGUGAUGACCAACUACGUGGCCGCCAACCCGGUCCCGGCUGGCGAGUCAUUCGGGGUCUUCCACGACCAGCAAUGGCAGCCCGCCGUGUUCGCCCUGGGAGAAGAUAGCAUCCUCAGCCUGAUUAUUACCGUGGGCCGGGAGCCCCAGAAGUAUGACUUUGCCAAGCUGUCAGGUCUCUUCUCUCAAGAUGUCAAGGUCCAAGCGUUUGCCGUCCUCCAAGCCACGGACGGCAGUCUGGAUAUCUGCAUUGCCACGGAAGCGAGCAAUACAACCUCAAACUUCUAUCUGCUGCACAAUAUUACCUUGGACGAGAUCCCAGGCACGGUGCCAUCGGCCAAAGUCAUCCAAGGGACCUUCCCGACGGUGGAUCAUAUAUAUAUGGGACACAAACCGAGUGACGCAGAGCGAGCGUUGCCGCUGAUCAUGGUGGCGUUCCAACGAGCAGAUCGGUUGACCAAGACAGAGGACCUCAACUACGUCAAGAUCGAGAGGAAGAAGGCCACCUUGGUGGAACACUGGAGCCUGCCAGUCAACCCGGAAAAGAUUCUGGAUGUGACCUUGGUCACCUGCCUGAUGGGCGAUGGAGUGAUGGUGCUGUAUCAAGGGUUCUCCGGGGAGAAGUUUUUGGUGUUCAAGGUGCUGGCCGCAGACGACGAUGACAGUGUUGGGUUCCAAGUCCAGGUUCCCUGUCCGGAAGGGGCGACUUGUCUGGCUUCGUUCCUGGACCCGGCCAAGGGGUGGACGGUUGUGUUGGUGGGCGGCAAGGUGAUCACCGCGUUGGCCUACAAGGAUUACAGUUCGUCCAAGGGCAGUGCCGGCACGGUGAUAGACAGCCUGAAGCAGAUCAGUGACCUCAAGGAUCUGCACGUCUCGCAGACCGGGGAGAAUCUUCGGCUCUGGUAUACUACCGUGGCCGACGCAGUCUACUACUACACCACUAAGACCACGGCUCUCCCCGAGGGCGUAGUGAUUCCUCUCCUCGCGAAGGGACAAGGAGGCCGGAUCUCCAGCCUUCUGUCCAGCCGACCCGCCGACGGGGAUAGCAAGCUUCUGGUCAGCAGUCUGCUGUCCGUGGACGAAACCGGAAACCUCUCGCUUCUACAGCAGGACCCUGCCUCCCAGGUGUGGCAGCAGUACCCGUUCUGGCACGCCUCCGAAGAGACCAUCACCGAAGUAAAGGGGUCGAUGGUUCGUCUGCACACGAUGGUCACCAACGACGGCGACGGGGACGCGGCCGACCUCCUCCCGGGCUGCUGGCUGCGUGUGAGCUGUUCCGGCGUCGUUCGGUGUAUCGUCAACGGUCGCCACACGACUCUCUCUCCCGCGGCAGACUGGUACCAGACCGAUGCGAAGGGCGUCUUGAAUAUCCUCCUGCAGACUGACGACGCGACGAUCCACCAGUUCGCCGCCGACGCCUACCGUCCCGCGCAGAAACCAUCGCAGCCCUUGUCGUCGGCAGCAGCAGCAGCAGCGGGCGAGCGAGCCCUAACGGAUCCGAUGCUUGAUCCAUCCCAUAAGAUCCUCCCCAAGAUCCAGGACAUCAAAACCGGCGAGCAGGUCAAGAACCUGAAGAAGCCAGACGGGACCCCUUUGUUCGAGAAAGCCCCCGACGAUCCGGACGGCGUCGCAAAGAUCUUCCAACAGCUCGUCGCCAGUGCGAAUGAUCUACAUGCGCAGGAGAAACAAAAGCUGCAAACAUACCACGCAACGAUUACCACUCCAAGUCGCAGUACCCCCGUGCCGUAUGGUUUCUGGUCCGACAUAGGGGACGCCUUUGCUGGAGCGUGGCAUUGGCUCACCUCAGUUGCGGAGGAUGUCUGGGACUGGACCUGCGAUCUUGUCGGCGGCGUGUGGAAGUUUAUCGUCAAGAUCGGUGAGGAGAUCUUCGAGAUCGCCCUCAACACCAUCACCUCGAUCGUGAAAGGCGUUAUCUGGGUGUUCAAGAAGAUCGGCGCCGUGAUCAAGGAUAUUAUCGAGUUCAUCAGUUACUUGUUUGAGUGGGGCGACAUCCUGGACACAACCGACAGUAUCGCCGCGGGGUUCACCGCGGCCCUGGACUAUGGGAAGGAGGCGCUGGACGCGGCAGACCUCGACGCGCACAAGUGGUUGGAGAACGUGCGCUCGACCAUCCUGCAGAAUCUCACCUCUCUGCAGUCCAACGACUACAACGGAGCGCGGCUGGGGGGCAGCGAUAGCAAGAACAAGACCACUAUCGCAUCUAGCACUGCCAGUGACACAGAUGGCAAGGCAGACCAGGGCGCCGAUGAGGAUGAAGUCAAGGCGGCAGUGCCCUAUAACUGGUCGACGUACUACUUCACCUACGGUGGCGGACCGACGAAUGCGGUGCUGCAAGACGACAGCAGCACUAAAACCUUCGCGACAGGAGGCACGACUGAGGACCAACUCGUGAAGCUGUGGCAGGAUGUCCAGGACGAAGUGCAGAUCAUCAUGAAGACGGUGACGAAUGUGGCCAAGGAUUUGGUCGAAUUCUUCAACCCCGCCAACUUCAGCGUGCGGGAGGUGAUGGCCAAGGUGGGCGUGGACCUGGUAAACGGGAUGAUCGACGCGGUGGAGAAGCUGUCCGAUAUCCUGUUCGAUGCCCUGAAACUGGGCAUCGACCUCGUGCAGGACCUGGCAACGAAGGAAAUCAACAUCCCCGUGAUAACGUGGCUCUGGAAGAACGUGAUCGCCCGGGGCCGGCCCCUGACGCUGCUGAACUUCUGCGCGCUGCUGAUCGCGAUCCCGACCACGGUGCUGUACAAGGCAAAGAAGAAGCGGGCGCCUCCUAAGUUAUCCGGGCGGUUGACAAAGAGUACCUUCAGCCAGUACAUUGAGGGCCAGGGCGAUACAUCGCUCGCGGCGGAUAUCCGAGGGUUCAGUGUCGCCGCGGAGUCGGGCGUGCUCCUGAUUGAGACCGAGUUUGACAUGCUUUCGCUGGGGCUCGAUGGCGCCUUCGAGGGACUCGGGCUCGAAUCUAUCCCCUUUGGACCGGUGGAUAGUAUCAUGAAUGUCUUUGAUUCGGCGUCCCUGACCUUUGCCGCCGUAAACGGAUUCACAACCUGGCCUGUGGGAGGUGGCGCGACGUCCGCCGCCUCCUACUCUUCUGGACUGACCACUGCCUCGCUUGACACCAAACACGCCAUCAAAUACGCGGGCUGGGCCCUCACGGGCGCCAAGUUCACCUCCGGCACCGUGGUCAAACUCGUGGGCAAGAAGAUGAAGCUGGAACGACCAGUAGUCAAGCGGUGGAAGGGGACCGUCAGUGCCGUGCUGUCGGUGCCGUCGCUGUGCCUCGGGCUCACAGGCGAUAUCAUGGACGCCACCGCCGCAGAAAAGAACGAGGUGCUGAUUGUGAACGGGUUCAUCGAAACGAUCGCCGGGUUCGCCGGCACCUGGGGCAAAGCCGUGGCGCAGUGGAACGACGAGCUCGAAAAUUAUCUGAUGUAUAUCGGGCUGGCCGUCUAUCAGGUCUGUCGGGUGGUCAAGUAUGGGUUGAAGGUGGAGGACUUCGCGAUCGAACACCUGGACUGA
Messenger RNA from Aspergillus japonicus CBS 114.51, 3558 nucleotides. RefSeq lists its product as uncharacterized. NCBI's taxonomy places the organism in Eukaryota, Fungi, Ascomycota, Eurotiomycetes, Eurotiales, Aspergillaceae. The record is from RefSeq and is a predicted model, not a curated record. The transcript is spliced from 4 exons. The coding region runs from base 1 to 3558 and encodes 1185 amino acids.